This is a messenger RNA of Gasterosteus aculeatus aculeatus (three-spined stickleback), 699 nucleotides long. NCBI's taxonomy places the organism in Eukaryota, Metazoa, Chordata, Actinopteri, Perciformes, Gasterosteidae. The record is from RefSeq and is a predicted model, not a curated record.
CAUGUGGACAUGUGGUCCUUUGAUGUGUUUGCACUGAACGAUGCUAGUGGGGACCACGCUCUGAAAUUUGUCUCCUAUGAGCUAUUCACCAGAUAUGACUUGAUCAACCGUUUCAAGGUCCCUGUUUGUGUCCUCAUAUCCUUCGUGGACUCGUUGGAAGUGGGCUACAGCAAACACAAGAAUCCCUUUCACAACCUGACGCAUGCGGCUGAUGUCACACAGACCAUUCAUUACCUGCUCCUCAAGACCGGCAUGGUGCACUGGCUCAGUGAGUUGGAGAUCUUUGCCAUCAUUUUUGCAGCUGCCAUUCAUGACUACAAGCACACAGGGACCACCAAUAACUUCCAUAUUCAGACAAGGUCAGACACCGCCAUGUUGUACAACGACCGAGCUGUUCUGGAGAACUACCACGUCAGUGCUGCAUAUCGCCUUCUACAGCACAGUGAUGACAUGAACAUUGUGUCUAAUCUCUCCAAAGACGAGUGGAGAGAGCUUCGGGCUCUGGUGGUGGAGAUGGUGUUGGCCACAGACAUGUCCUGCCACUUCCAGCAGAUCAACGGGAUGAAAAGCCACCUGCAGCAACAUGAGGCGCCCGACAAAGCAAAGGCCUUGUCCCUGCUACUGCACACUGCUGACAUCAGCCACCCUGCCAAACGCUGGGACCUCCAUCAUCGCUGGACCACAUCCCUUCUGGAGGAG